AUGGGUUGUGGUAGUAUCCAAAAUAAUUUCAACGACCAGGCCAAAGAAAGCCCCGAAGCUCACCGUCCUUAUCCAGCCGAUGAAAGAAAUAAAUUACCUAAAGUCGUUUUAAGUUCAUUUGACUCUAUACUUCAAAAAGGAACUGGAAAUAAGAAGCCAAAGCCAGCUAUUAAGACACAAAAAAGCACUAAAACCGAAGAUCUAUCUUUUGAUCAAACUACUUUAAACCAGUUAAACAAAGAAGACCAAAAAAUUGAGAGCCUCGAAAAAGAAACGAUUAAUGAAAUCCCCGAGCCUAAAAUAGGAGCUUUUAUUGAAGAAAAAAAUGAACAAGACGAGGGUAAAAAGAUUGAAAUUGUUGACACUAGCAAAGUUACAGACGAUGGAAGGAUUAGCCCUGGUGCGCCAAAAAUUGAAGACAUGUAUGAAGAAAGUGAAGAGGUAGAAAAUGUCGAUGUUGAGAGGCUCAAAAGUGAGAGAGCACAGAAGGAGCUUGCUGCUCAAGAAGAAGCAAAGGCAGCAGUAGAAAGAUUAAAAGAACAAGAAAAUGCAGAUAUAGCAGAAAAGAAAGAAAAAAUCGAUGCAAUGGAAGGAGAAGCUUUUACAAUUUUAUCCAAGUAUACAUAG
Molecule: messenger RNA, 627 nt
Organism: Blepharisma stoltei
Lineage: Eukaryota; Ciliophora; Heterotrichea; Heterotrichida; Blepharismidae
Source: the annotation of a GenBank genome assembly